Molecule: messenger RNA, 957 nt
Organism: Colletotrichum higginsianum IMI 349063
Lineage: Eukaryota; Fungi; Ascomycota; Sordariomycetes; Glomerellales; Glomerellaceae
Exons: 2
Coding region: 1-957 (318 amino acids)
Cellular component (GO): mitochondrion
Source: RefSeq, a predicted model, not a curated record
AUGGCUGAACGAGAUACGAGACCAGAAGGGCUCGCUCCCAUCCCCGUCGCGCCCCCCAACCUCAAGAUCAAACCCCCGAGCCCGCUGGCUCUGGCCCAAAAAGUCGAUAUGGACACCAAGACGGCCGACCCCAAGGCCACCUGGAACUCGAAAAACCUGGGCCUGCGCCUGGGCGCCGACCUGUUCAGCGCCGCCUGCGCCGGCACGCUGGUCGCGCCCCUCGUGUCCAUCAUUGACCGCUCCAUCAUGGAAAACGCCUCGGGCCGCCGCGGCCUUGGCGACUGCGUCCGAUCCUGCCUAGGGGAGCUCCUCCUCCGCCCCCACCACUUCGUCCUCAGCAAGCCCUUCGCCCUCAUCUUCGCCCUCUACGGCGGCACCUACCUGACGGCCAACACCCUCGAUACCGCCUCCUCCACCGUCCGUAACCGGCCCGCCUCCGAGGUCACCGCCGGCACCGCAAAGUUCGCCGCCUCGAGCGCCGCCAACAUCGGCAUCUGCAUGUACAAAGACCAGGUCUUCGCCCGCAUGUUCGGACCCCCCGGCGCCACCCCGCGGCCCGUCUCCGCCGUAACCUACGCCCUAUUUACCCUGCGCGACUGCAUGACCAUCUUUGCCAGCUUCAACGUCCCGCCCCGCCUCGGCCCCUGGCUCAACUCCCGCAUGGGCGACGAGAUGGCCAAGAGAGUCAGCGGCCUGACCGUCGUCCAGUUCGCCGCCCCAGCCAUGGUCCAGCUCGCAAGCACCCCGCUGCACCUGCUAGGCCUCGACGUCUACAACCGACCUGGCGCGCCCGGCGCGCCCGUCUCGUGGGCCGAUAGGUGGCGCUCCGUCGCCAAGAACUGGGGCAUCAGCACCAUGGCCCGCAUCUGCCGCAUCAUUCCGGCCUACGGCGUUGGCGGCGUCGUCAACCGCAAGGUGAGGCUGAGCCUCAUGGACAAGAUGGAGAGGACGCCAUGA